AUGGCUCCGAAGGGAGGAAAUCAGGAUAAAGAGGAAAUAUGGCCGUACAAGAUCACAAUUGGAAUUUGUGCGAUGCACCGAAAAGCGACCAGCAAACCGAUGCGCGCAAUUAUGAAGAAGCUGAUUGAGUGUUAUGGGCAAUGGGUCGAUUUUUUCAUCUUUCCGGAACAAGUGAUUCUAAACGAACCAAUCGAAAACUGGCCACUUUGCCACUGUCUCGUCUCCUUUCAUUCUACCGAAUUCCCAUUGGAAAAGGCGAUUGCCUAUGUGAAACUUCGCAAACCAUACGUUAUUAAUAAUCUCGAUAGGCAGUAUGAUCUGCAUCCACGUCACGGGUAUGUGAUUCGUGGUCGGCCGAAUGAGCCGGAUACCGAGCUGGUUGAGCAUCCGGAUCAUAUCGAAGUCAAUGGAGAAGUGUUCAAUAAGCCGUUUGUCGAGAAACCGAUCAGUUCCGAAGAUCAUAAUGUCUAUAUUUAUUAUCCAUCGAGUGUUGGUGGAGGCUCACAGAGACUUUUCAGAAAGGUAUUUUUGACAGAGACAUCCUGUCACAAGAUAAAUAACCGAAGCAGUUGGUACUCGCCAAAAUCAGAAGUUCGGAAGGAAGGAUCGUAUAUUUACGAAGAAUUUAUUCCAGCUGAUGGUACAGAUGUUAAAGUGUAUGCAGUCGGGCCGUUCUAUGCGCACGCGGAGGCUAGGAAAGCCCCUGGAUUAGAUGGGAAGGUUGAACGAGACUCUGAUGGGAAGGAAGUUCGUUAUCCAGUGAUUCUGAGCAAUAAGGAGAAACAAAUCGCCAAGAAAAUUGUGCUGGCAUUCGGACAAACCGUUUGUGGAUUCGAUUUGCUUCGUGCUAAUGGAAAAUCUUAUGUUUGCGAUGUGAAUGGAUUUUCGUUUGUGAAAACUUCAACUAAAUAUUAUGAGGACACUGCCAAAAUCCUCGGAAACCAGAUCGUCCGUCAUUACGCUAAAACCAAAAACUGGCGACUGCCUCCCGAUAUGCCUCAACCACCAAUUCUAGAUCUUGGCCUUGGAGAUGAUCCACCAAUGAUCACAACGCCUUCUGGAAAACUCGCCGAGCUUCGGUGCGUCGUGGCAGUCAUCCGUCAUGGCGACCGUACUCCAAAACAGAAAAUGAAGUUGGUAGUGACUGAUGAGAGGUUCUUUGCGUUGUUUGAAAAAUACGAUGGUUAUAAGAAGAAUGAGAUCAAGAUGAAGAAGCCGAAUCAGCUGAUGGAGGUGUUGGAAUUGGCGAGAGCGUUGGUUUCUGAGAAACAGAAGCAGGGGAGGAAGCAGUUACUCGAGAAGAGAGCAAAGGGAAGCUAUUUAGCUUUAAAGGUGGGGGGACAGGAGAUUUUUCGUAGUUUUUUUGUAGCUAGAGUAUGCAUUCUACCGUCACGGUGUACAACGCUUAAUGUCACUCUGCGUACAGCUGUCGUCCUCGCCUUUAUGUAUGCAAUCGGUUUGAAUCAAAUGGAAAUUGAACAAGAACGUCAUAACCUAAUCACAUCGAUGCGAGAAACGACAGAUUCUGAAGAUAUUCACAAAACGGAGCAUGAUUUGGAAAUGUGUGAAGAGGAUGUGAAAAGAUGGGAACAGAUGCGGACGGUUUUGGAAAUGUAUGGUCACUUCUCGGGAAUCAAUCGAAAAGUUCAGAUGAAAUAUCUGAAGGAACGAGAGACAAAGACAUCGGAUGAGGAGUUGAAGAGAGAUGGAGCAGCACUGUUGCUCAUUCUGAAAUGGGGCGGAGAGUUGACCACGGCAGGUAAGGGAUUCAAAACCUUCAAUAGGCUCAAUGGUCCUUCCAAUGUUCCAGGUAACAUGCAAGCAGAAGCGUUGGGUCGUCUCUUCCGUACCCUCUACCCUGGAAUCCGUCGAACCGAUGGAAAAUCGUCUCCAGAAGACACUCAGGGUCUCGGAUUCCUUCGUCUUCAUUCCACGUACCGCCACGAUUUGAAGAUUUAUGCUUCUGAUGAGGGACGGGUACAAACUACCGCUGCUGCGUUUGCAAAAGGACUUUUGGCUUUGGAAGGAGAGCUAACGCCGAUUUUGAUGCAGGUACUGAGUACGGUAGAUUACUGUGUUUCACUAAAUUUUCAAUUUUUUCAGAUGGUGAAAAGCGCCAACACCGACGGCCUUCUAGACGAUGACUGCCAAGCGCGUCUCUAUCAAACUGAACUGAAGAGAUAUCUUCAUAAAGCCCUUCAAGCUGAUCGUGAUUUCACCCCGCAAGACUAUCUAGAAUUGAAUCCAAAUGGUCUUCGAUCAAUUGCAGCUGCUAUGGAAUUCAUCAAGAAUCCACGCAAAAUGUGUCAGGAGAUUGCUGGAUACGUGGAGAAGAUGUGCGGAGUGAUUGAAGAGUAUUCGCAGACGAAGCCAAGUGGAUCCACGUUGUAUCUUCAGGAAUCGAUGGAUCUGGCUCAGCGUCGUUGGAAUAAAGAACUUCGCGAGUUUCGUCGCAAGAAUAAGCACGGAGAAGUUGAAUUUGACAUUUCCAAAAUACCGGAUAUCUAUGAUAAUAUCAAGUAUGAUAUGGAGCAUAACCCGGAUCUUUGUAUUAAUAACGAAGUGGAAUUUGAACGAAUGUAUCUUUGUGUGAAGAAUAUGGCGGACAUUGUGGUUCCACAGGAGUACGGUAUCAAGACGGAGAACAAAAUGGUGAUUGCUCAGCGCGUGUGUACUCCAUUGCUCAGGAAGAUACGAAACGAUUUGCAUCGAUGUCUAGAAAAUAAGGAAUCCGAGGAGACGCAGACGAGGUUGGAUCCUAGAGCUUCACAAGGAAUUGCCACGCCUUUUCGGCAUGUGAGAACUCGAUUAUACUUUACCAGUGAGAGUCAUAUUCAUACUCUUAUGAAUUUGAUACGAUACGGAAAUUUGUGUUCUGUGGAUGAUAAAAAAUGGCAACGAGCGAUGAAUUUCUUGUCAGGAGUCACUGAAUUCAAUUAUAUGACUCAAGUGGUUCUGAUGGUCUAUGAAGAUUCUAGGAAAGAGAAAGACGAAAAUGACACUGCUCCCAGAUUUCAUAUAGAGAUUUUGUUCUCUCCAGGGCUUUAUCCAUGCUUCCUAACCGAGAAAGAACGCAUUUAUGAGUCUAGAUUCAAUUUAAGCACUAAUCCAAAGCCAGCCACGUCUUCCAAGUCUAGCAGAGAAUCCAGAGAUACCAAUGAUUCAGCCUCUUCUUCCACUGAAGGACGACGUCCGAGUACGGAGAAGUUGGUUACUGUAGUCACGCCAACUCAGCUGAGCACUCCUCAAGUCACCAAUGAUGACUUGUCCAUCAGUAGUAAUGCAGAAUCUACUGCAGCAGAAAGUACAGGAUUGCUUAACACAACCGGAAAAUCACACAACGACUCUGAAGACGAUCUGAAUGACGUGGAAUCGGUUAACCUGGUGGCGCUGGAUGAGCUGAAUAGCACCGCGAAGACUUUGACCGAAGACGGAAAAACGGCGAAACGGCAACGAAGUGUCACCGGAGCCGAGAAGUCGAUGGAGGAAGGAGACAAACCGCACGGAGAAUGGAAGGGCAAUCAAGUGGCGAAAAGUGGGAGUCAGGUGUCCGUCGGCUCGAACGAAAUGGAGUCCAACAACGAGAGCAUGGAGACGGUGGGUGCUGGAAAAGGCCAGUGGGUCAAAGACCUGUUGGAUCAAACGAAACGAGCGAUGGCGAUGAAUUCGAUUCGUGAAGUCGAACCAUCACCGCCCACGCAGGUUGUCGAAGAGGAAUCAACAUCAGCUACAGAACGACAAUCAAGAUGUCAGCGCGGUUCAUUCCAUGUCAUCGAACCACCACAAAUCGAAGAAAAAUCUCGUCGCUACUUUCCGUAUAGAUUCAAACAUCACACGGCUCAAUUGCUAACAGAUUUGGGGAUGAACGGUGGCGGAGUCCAUAUGCAGAAUCGCCUUAUCAGUACUGAUGUUCUCACUGGAAAGUUUGGAGAUCAUGACAAUAAGAAGAACCCGAGAAAAGAUUUAGAUUUCGGUGCUGGAACGGCCGUCUUAUCCACUGCCGUGAUUGCCAGAUCCUCGUCUGCGCCACGACUGAUGACCUAUGAAUCUGAUGAUUUCUCUGUUGGAGAAAUCAAACGCUUCUGGCCACCGCUUCGCUCACUGGAGACCCUUCACGACUCCAUUAACCUAUCCCAAUUCGAUGGAUUUCUUGAGAGGCUGAUCAAAGGAGCACUGACACCUCUUCCAUCUCCACCAAAGACUCCCCUUCCAACCGCCUUGUCUUGUGAUGCUAUCAACAAGACGCCGACGCAGGAUGAGGUGGAGCAGGUCAUCGGAAAGCUAGCACCUACGUCUAGUACAGAUUAA
Molecule: messenger RNA, 4308 nt
Organism: Caenorhabditis briggsae
Lineage: Eukaryota; Metazoa; Nematoda; Chromadorea; Rhabditida; Rhabditidae
Exons: 20
Coding region: 1-4308 (1435 amino acids)
Biological process (GO): inositol metabolic process; inositol phosphate biosynthetic process
Cellular component (GO): cytosol
Molecular function (GO): inositol hexakisphosphate kinase activity; diphosphoinositol pentakisphosphate kinase activity; 5-diphosphoinositol pentakisphosphate 1-kinase activity
Source: RefSeq, a predicted model, not a curated record